GAUCCCCAUGUCGAGAUCAAGACCCUCAUCCGUGGUUUCCUGGACGCUAGCAACUACCAGUCGCCUAGAAGCCCCCAUGACGCCGAGCUUCGCAGAAAGCUCGCGGAGGAGCUGACAUCCUGGCCAGCUGACAUCAAGCCUGCCCUCAUCGCCAAAAUCAUGGACGGCAGCUGCGUCUACGCCGAAACCACAUACGGCCACACGACCCACGAGCACCGGUACUUCAUCGCACUCUACACAGCGUGCCUCAUGUAUGUCGACGAUCUCGGUGAACGCGACCUCGAUGCCGUCAUGCGGUUCACCGGUCGCUUCGCGAGAGGUGAAAAGCAGCCGGACAAAAUCCUCCAGCGUCUCGCGCAACUCCUCGGGUCCGCCCACGAUCUAUGGACUCAAUUCGGCGCAGAUGCUAUCAUCUCCGGAACGCUUGAUGCGGUCACAGCCAUGUACAUCGAGUUCACCACGAAAGAUAUGGUGGUGAAGCCGUCGGCGACUCGCUUCCCCUACUAUCUUCGCACGAGGGCUGGACUCGGUCCGCCGUACAUCCAUUUCAUCUUCAUGAAGGAGUGGCGUGCGACACCGGAGUCGUAUCUGCAGGUGCUUCCGGACAUGGAACACUGGACGCUGGGCACCAACGAUAUUCUUUCCUUCUACAAGGAGGAGCUAGCGGGGGAGACCAAUAACUACGUCCAUCUCCGUGCGAGCGCGGAGCGGACAUCAACGGAAGAGGUUUUACGUCGACUGGUUGAAGAAGUUCUGGACAGCGCACGUCGCAUGGACGCCUUGACGUACGAGGAUUCGAAGUUGACUGCCCUAUGGCGGACGUACAUGCAAGGAUACCUAGAGUUUUCACUCAGUGCGAAACGCUACCGGCUUGCCGAGUUGGGUUAUCAGCCUUGAUAUGCGGCGUCGGCUAAGAGAAGUGGCAG
Molecule: messenger RNA, 926 nt
Organism: Dichomitus squalens LYAD-421 SS1
Lineage: Eukaryota; Fungi; Basidiomycota; Agaricomycetes; Polyporales; Polyporaceae
Product: terpenoid synthase
Exons: 5
Coding region: 160-897 (245 amino acids)
Molecular function (GO): carbon-oxygen lyase activity, acting on phosphates
Source: RefSeq, a predicted model, not a curated record